Messenger RNA from Aspergillus welwitschiae, 1251 nucleotides. RefSeq lists its product as uncharacterized. The record is from RefSeq and is a predicted model, not a curated record. The transcript has a single exon. Lineage: Eukaryota; Fungi; Ascomycota; Eurotiomycetes; Eurotiales; Aspergillaceae. The coding region runs from base 329 to 631 and encodes 100 amino acids.
CUCUUUCUUCCUUCGUCCCGCUCCUCUCCCUCCCCAACCCUUCCUGACUACCACCACCACCACCACCACCACAAACAACACCAUCCACCAGUCCCACUACUACCGUCUCCAUCCUCUUGCCGCCCCCUCUCCCAUCCUGGAGCUCUCCAUCGUGUCCGCCAUUCAUCACCACCUGGAUUCCCCCCAUGAGGACCGAUUCUCACCUACCGCCACUCCUUUAGGAGGACCAUGCGCUAGUGAGGGAGCUUCUCGCGCCGGGGGCAUCUUGCAACCUCAGCUGUCUUCAUCUCGGCCUACUAGUGUCCAGGAGACUGCCCAUGGCAACACCAUGUUCGAUGCCCAAUCCGAUGCUCUUUCAUCCACCUUGGCUUAUGUGACCUGUAUGUGCGCGCACGGCUCUCUUUUUUCUUCUUUUUUUCUUCGACCCCGACUCCUUUAUGUCCCAAUUUUUCGCCCUGUCUUCCUCCGUUUGCUCCUUUCGGGUCAUUUUGUGCGUGUUUACUUAAUUGGCAAAUUAAUUGCCGAAUCGCCUUUCCCCUCCCACCCCCCUGUCCUACGCAUCGAUAUUGGUUUUCUUCAUGCGAUCAAUUCCUGUCCUUUCCCCAAUAGUAUAGCCACCAAGUCCAACUAACUACGUGCUAACGGCUCGGCCUUGAUUUCUGGCUCGUCAGGCUUGAUCCCCUCAUCCGUUCAGGCAACUACACCAUGUGAGGCCGCGCCUCAAUCUUCUACUCCGGUUGCGACUUCUAGCAUGUCUCCCAUGCUCCUUUCUCCCGACGCAAUGGCGGGUCGCACCAUAGGUGAGUCUGGCGAUUUGGAUCGCCCGAUUUCGCGUGUCGCAAGCCCCGUCUGCUCCCAGGAUGGACAUUCCCAGGAAAACAACCAUGGCGCCCUGCCUACGGAGCUGCCCAAGGUAUCCUUUGAGGAGUUGGCCGUUAGUUAUCGUCAGAAUCAACAUAAUCAGAGUCGUCGGAAGUCAUUGGAGCACCGUCUCCAUGCCCUCAAGGUUUCAAUGGGGAUUUCGGCGCGCUUCGUCCGCGUCAGCUCAAUCGUCCAACGAGGCUUGGUCGACCGCCUCAAACACGAUGACAAGCCCACUUUUGUUGCUCUCUAUCAUACCCUGGUAGACCUCCAGGAAUCGUGCGAUUCCGCUUUCCGGCGCAACUUCCACCGGCAGGAUCCGUUGGAAGAAUGGUCGCCCAUCCGCGAGUCCUCCGUGGACCGUUCCCCGGACUUUUUCCUUCAGUUGAG